AUGGGGCUGACCCGAUCCCGUCGUGGUACGUCGAUUGCGCCGGUGGCCAAGAGAAAGCGCUCGCCCUGUCAACAAGAAGACGAUGCUCGUCAAGCCUCCAAAAGGAGGAGGCAUUCAGUGCCAGAGCUUCCAGAGGACAUAUGGGAUCGUAUCCUUUCCUUGCUGCCCCUGCGGGAUGCUGCUCGAGCUGGUUGUGUAUCUCGCGCGUUGUUAAGUUCCUGGACACGCCGUCCCAACCUCACCUUCACAGAGGAAACACUCGGCCUGGCUGGAAAUGCAUGUCGAAAACCUGAACUUGCACGAACUUUCCAAAACAGAGUUUACCGCGUUUUGAAAAAACACUCGGGCGUUGGUGUGAAGGCAUUCAAGCUUCAUCACUGUGGUUCUGGUUUCAACAUUCAUGAUCUGAACAGGUGGCUUCAGAUUGCCGUUACUCCGGGGAUUGAAGAAGUCGUACUUUCAGUACCAAUGCACCGGAGAAAGUACAAAUACGGGCCUCACUACGGGUACGAAUGGGUGUCUUACAACUUCCCCUGCUCAGUUUUUUCCAACGGGAGUGGAAACUCGAUUCGACAUCUUCACCUCGCCAGUUGUGCCUUCCACCCUGUUGCCGGACUUGCUCACUUGACAAGGCUGCAUCUGUUUAAGGUGGACAUUACAGGAGAUGAGUUAGGGUGCUUCCUUUCUAAUUCUUUUGCUAUGGAGGAGCUGAAUCUCACUAAAUGCGGUAACGUCAUUCACCUGAAGAUACCUUGCCUGCUACACAGGCUCAACUGCCUGGCGGUGCUGCAGUGCGUAGCUCUAAAAGUGAUAGAAAAUAAAGCUCCAAAUCUUUGGAUUGUUCGCAUCGAUAGCCAACCAGAGAAAGUUCCAGUUGGAGAUGUACUGCAAGUGAAGGACCUCCAAAUGCAGGAUUGUUACGAAUCUAACCUUGUUCAUUAUGCUCGUGCCAAGCUUCCAUCCAUUAUGCCAAAUCUUGAAACCCUCAGCCUAGAAUCGACCGGGGAGGUGUUCAAUACGCCAAUCUUGCCUGUCAAAUUCCUCUACCUCAAGAACUUGCGUAUUUUUCUUCAUGAUCGAGGGAUGAAGGGCUUUUCCCCAGGCUACGAUUAUUUUUCUCUCGUUUCUUUUCUGGAUGCUUGUCCUGUCUUGGAGAAUUUUGUCUUGGCUGUAUUACAGGCUAGCGUAAGGCAGGAAUUGAUUUCCGGAGACCCGCAUCUGAGGCAGAUGCCUGAACACUAG
Triticum turgidum subsp. durum (durum wheat) is the source of this 1242-nucleotide messenger RNA. Lineage: Eukaryota; Viridiplantae; Streptophyta; Magnoliopsida; Poales; Poaceae. The record is from the annotation of a GenBank genome assembly.